Molecule: messenger RNA, 1737 nt
Organism: Paramuricea clavata
Lineage: Eukaryota; Metazoa; Cnidaria; Anthozoa; Malacalcyonacea; Plexauridae
Source: the annotation of a GenBank genome assembly
GAAAGACGAUAAGAAACAAAAGUUUGCAGUGUGUAGGUUGUGCCAGAAAGCAAUCAGCGCGGAAUAUGGUAAUACUACAAAUCUGCGAAAACACAUACAAAAUAAGCACAAGCUGGCUUUCGCUGAGCUAUGCAAGUUGGCGGCGUCUCGCCCUUCGAAAAGACCAAGACCACAAACUACGCAAUGUGGAGAGAUUGAUGAGUCAUCAUCAACAUCUAAACAUAAGAAAAUUGAUCAAUAUUUGAAAGAAAAAAAGUGGUUGCCAACUGACAAACAACAGAAAGAUUGUACUGCGAAACUAGCACGAAUGAUAUGCUUAGAUCUACAACCAAUUAGCAUUGUCGAAGACAAAGGUUUUAAAGACUUUGUCAGUUGCUUACAGCCUUCAUACAAUAUACCUGAUCGGCGGGUCUUACGUAAUAGCAUCAUACCUGAUCUUUAUAUGAGCCAAAAGUCCGAUCUUCAGCGAAAAUUGAAUGAAAUCGAUUCAUUUGCGAUAACAUUGGACCAUUGGACAUCAACAGCCCAAGACGCAUAUAUGGCAGUUACUGCCCACUUUCUUUCUGAGGACUUUACUAUUAAUGAUUAUUGCCUUAAUGUUCGCCAUAUGCCUCAAUCGCACGAUGCAAAAAAAUUUCUGAUGAACUCUGUUCAUGCCUUGAAGAAUGGAUUCCUGACUAUGAGGAAAAGUUGGUGAAAAUUUAUACAGUUACCGACAACGCAGCUAACGUGAAAGCUGCUAUGCGACGCCUCUCCCCUGAAAAGUUCAAGUCAAUGUAUUGCUUUGCACAUGUCAAUGUAUUGCUUUGAAUGACGCUGUAGAAGCAUUUCCAGAAUUUCGCAGAGUCAUUAAAAAGGCCAAAGUAAUUGUCAAUCACUUUCACAAAAGUGCCAAGGAUUCACAUAAGCUAACUGAAAUACAAAAGAAAUUGAACAUUAAACAGCAUAAACUGAAAAAUGAAAGUCCAACGCGAUGGAAUUCAUUGUACUACCUGAUGGAUAGAAUUGUUGAACAGCGGGAGGCUAUAACUGUUGUUUUGGCCUCAAAUGACAAAGUUAACAACCUGCAAAAUCAUGAGUGGAAGACGGCGGAGAAUUAUGUGAAAGUUCUCAAGCCCUUUGAAGAUGUGACUUCCAUGAUGUCAGCCUCCAGAUAUCCUACUUUGUCUAUGGUUAUUCCUGUAUUAAAUGUCCUAAAACAGCAAAUGAAUAAAAGUGAAAUGAAUGACUUUGGGGAACAAAUUUGUGAAAACAUAAAGGAACAAUGGCCUGACUAUGAAAGUAAUCUUGAUUUAGCUAUUCCUGCUCUUUUGGAUCCCAGGUUCAAAGAAUAUGCCUUUACCAAUGAUGAAGCUAAGGAAUCUGCAGUUCAGGCAGUAGUUGAUUUGAUGUAUGAUAACAGUGUCAGUACUGUUGAAUUAGAAUCUAUCUCGGAUAAAUCUUCCACUCAAGCAGCUUCCACAAGCUCUGAAACAGCCUCGAGUAAUGUGUGGGGGGUAUUCAAAAAAAUGGUGGCGAAGAGGAAAGAGAGUUGUCUACAGGGUGAUUCGAGGAAAGCGAUGAAGCAAAAUUUACAAAAGGAAUUUUCUAUUUUCUGUAAUGAUGAUCUGUUGGAAGCAGAUAAAUCCCCAUUUGAUUGGUGGAAGAGAAACUGUACAAAAUACCCAAAUGUUUCAAAACUGGCUCAAACUUACCUUAGCAUACCAGCCACAUCUGUGUCAAGCGAGAGGUUAUUUA